AUGAUGCAGUCUGCUAUGGAGUCCUCGGCCAACGUGUUCAUUCCUCUCUCAAGCUUACUGGAGAUAGCAUAUAGACCUAUACUCAGGUGUGCCCAGCUCAAAGAUGGCACGGAGCCUUGCUCCAACAAAAUCGCAGGAGCCAACCUGGAACCCGUGAAAGGAUAUUUUAGGCAAUUAUUUGCCAUCCUUGAUGAACCUGACAGCAAGUUUCAUGACAAAGAUGGAUUAUUCGAUAAGGUCCUCGCGGAAUUGAUCGACAGAUGCCUUUGCGCGCGUCGGCACCGCCAAAAUUCCGACGACGCAAAGAGCCAAUGGUUAAAGGAGCUGUACAAUGAUGAAAAGAGAGACCAACUGCAUUCCAAGCUGCAAUCCUAUCUUUCCGAGUCCUUGGAGGAAGACUCGAUCAUUUCUACACCACCACCGGCAACAGAGUUUGAACUCUGCAAUUCCAAGAACUCACCCAUUGACAAAUACGAAGUGCAACUAAAUGUGACUUGUAAAUUGCUCGAGCCCCUCACAGAAAACGACAAAAAGUCCGGGUUCAUCUAUCUCAUCUCUCACCCUCGAGAACCGGAAAUGUUCAAAGUCGGACACACCGCAGAUAUCGAGGCGCGUUUUGGCAAACACAAACGGUGCUAUGAAGAGUUCACCACAUUGAAGAAAGACCACAUACCCAACGUCCAUCGCAUUGAGCAACUCAUCAUUACCGAAUUCUCCCUGAAGCAUUACAAACUCAAACAAAAAUGCAAACGAUGCGAUACGAGUCAUAAGGAAUGGCUCCAAGUCAGCCAAGCAAAGCUGGUUAACAGUUUCAACAAAUGGGUCAAAUUUGCCAAAGCCGAUAAGAGACCUUACGACGAGAAUGGUCGUUUCAAGUCCAGGACCGUUGCGUUACCAUAUCCUGCUAUGGAUUUCAAGCCAACGUCAACUCCAAAAAAAGGUACACCUCGACGAUCAGAUGUGACCCCGUCACAGGAAGCGUCACCUUCUAAGCCUGAUCCUUCUAAGUCUUAUGUAAGGAUUAUUCAAGAAGAACUUUCCGGCGAGAGCUCCGACGAGAGCGCGCCCCGUCCUGUUUAUAACGAGGCGGACCACUCAAGCCUCGUCUCGAAUCUUUCCGAUCGUCUUGCUGCUGCUCGUGUGGGGUAA
Messenger RNA from Penicillium crustosum, 1149 nucleotides. RefSeq names its product GIY-YIG nuclease family protein. Lineage: Eukaryota; Fungi; Ascomycota; Eurotiomycetes; Eurotiales; Aspergillaceae. The transcript has a single exon. The coding region runs from base 1 to 1149 and encodes 382 amino acids. The record is from RefSeq and is a predicted model, not a curated record.